AUGUGGACACAUGAGAAGUAUUCUAAUUUUACGGUCGUUAGUUCAGUAGGACGAGAUGGUCAUCAUAGAUAUUGGAAUGUCGGUAUUCUAUCAGAAUCAGUGUUUGAAAUACGUUGUGAUAUAUUACCCACAAAAUGGCCAUUUGUCAUAACUAACUCAAAAGUUCAUGGACUAUUGAUUUGCGGUUUUAAAGAAAGCAAUUUAAUUGUGUACAGUCCAAUAGAACAAAGAAUUUUGGCGACUGUUCCUUGUGGAGGUGGUCAUAGAGCAUGGGAUUUGACAUUUAUCAAUGAUUGUGAUUCAAUAUAUUUUGUUUGUAGCUCAUCGAGUAAUAAAUUAGAAUCAAAUGAAAUACCCCUACAUGGUCAUCAUAGGCUAUUGAAAGGUUUUCAUUCCAUGAUUGUAAAUUGCAUGGCACAAGUUACUGAUGAGUUAAUGAUAACCGGCAGUGAUGACACUACUGUUAGAUUGACUCGUUUUAAUGAUGCGGUUGAUAAUUUGUUAACAUUACGAAGUCAUAUAUCAUCAGUUCGUUCUGUAUCUUGUCUUACUUUAAAGCCUAAUGUAUACAUUAUUGUAACAGCUGGCGGUAGAGCUCAGUUGAAAAUUUGGACUUUGAAUAUAACAGAUAAUAAUGUGUAUUGUGAAGAAUCAAUAUCACAUUUAUUGAAAAGUAAACAAGAAAAAAAACCUUGGAGGACAGUUGUACCUUCAAAUGAAGGUGAGACACGCUUUAUGGAUGUGUGUGUUCAGUACACUAAGACAAAAUCAAUUUUAAUUUCUGUUGGAUGUUCUGAUGCAGUUCUUAGGUUAUAUAAUUAUGAUACAAACAAUAAAACUUUGAGUUUAAUUGAAGACAAUUUGGACUGCAAUAACUGUAUACUAAAGAUUUUACUUGUUCAAUUAAAUAGUUUUCAUUAUGUUUUAACUACUGAUACAAAAGGAUUUGUAAAUUUUUGGGACAUUUCAAAAUAUGUUGAUAAUAGUGAUGUAGAUCUAAGUUUUACACCUAAAUAUAGACAUUGCUUACACCAAUCUGGUAUAAACUGUUGUGAUUGGUUGGAAAUUGAAAAUAAUUAUGGCUUACUAACUACGGGUGGAGAUGACCAGCGUUUAAGUUUAUCAAUUUUUCACUAUGAGGAUUCUGUAUCAUUAAUAUGUAAUGAAUACAUUUCUAUCCAUUGUUCUCAAGUUACAGGUAUUAAAGUGUAUAAUCAAUUUGUUGUAACUGCAUCUGUGGAUCAGAAAAUUAUUUUUUCCUCUUGGAGUUGUGAUUUGAAUUCUAAAACUGUACAAGUAUUACCAUUUGCAUCAUACUUUACAACAGUUGCAGACAUUCAUGGUUUAAUUGCUCAUAAGCAAGGAGACGAAGUUAAAGUGAUCGUGUACGGCCAAGGAGUAGAAACGUUCUACGCUGAUAUGAGUUCACUAACGCAGCCGCCGCCGUCGUCGUCGUCUAUGCAGACGCCUCAGCAGUACAGUGUAGAACGAGUGACGCCGGCUUUGGAACUCGGAGAAGGCCCACACUGGCACUCGCCGACCCGCAGCUUGUAUUUCGUAGAUCUCCACCAGGGCAAGAUCAACAGAUACCAUCCGGAAUCGAACAGCUUCUUCAGCGCCAAGAUAGAGGGCUACAACGAUGUAACGCUCAUCCUGCCGAUCGAGGAUAAGGCUGAUAUGUUCGUGGUAGGUCUGGGGGCUUCGCUCGGCAUAGUGCAGUGGGACGGGCGUUCGAAUACAACGAGUCAGCCCAAGUACGAGAAACUGAUCGACGAGACACCGGGCAAUCGUCUGAACGACGGUAAAGCGGACGCCACUGGUCGACUGUGGGUCGGAUCCAUGGGUUCGGAGAUGGAGGACAACCCGGGCCACUAUUACAAGCGCCGCGGUUCCCUGUUCUCGGUGGAACUCGAUGGCACCAUCAACAAGCGCUUGUCCAACGUGAGCAUCUCCAACGGGAUGGCGUGGAGUUCGGAUAACAAAGAGUUCUACUAUGUGGACACUUACAAGUUCGCGGUCGAGGCGUACGAUUUCGACAUCAACACCGGAGACCUAUCCAACGGAAAAGUGAUUUUCGACUUGACAGCCAAUAAAGUCGCCGGCGAUCCGGACGGCAUGACCAUCGACAAAAACGGCAACCUCUGGGUGGCGUGUUUCAACAGCAAUCACAUCUUGAAAAUCGAUCCCGUCACCGGCACUCUGUUGACAACCGUCCAAUUGCCCGCCUAUCAGGUCACCUCGGCCGCGUUCGGCGGACCGAAAUUGGACGAGCUGUACGUGACGACGGCCGGUUACCAGUUGACCGAAGCUCAAAGGGCCAAACGUCCUUAUUCGGGGGCCGUGUUCCGAGUGACUAACACGGGAUCCACCGGCUUCGAAGGCGUGUCCGCCAAGGUACACGUGUGUCCGGAUAAUCCACUGCACACGAUAUGA
Molecule: messenger RNA, 2433 nt
Organism: Macrosiphum euphorbiae (potato aphid)
Lineage: Eukaryota; Metazoa; Arthropoda; Insecta; Hemiptera; Aphididae
Source: the annotation of a GenBank genome assembly